Messenger RNA from Entamoeba invadens IP1, 669 nucleotides. RefSeq lists its product as hypothetical. NCBI's taxonomy places the organism in Eukaryota, Evosea, Mastigamoebida, Endamoebidae. The record is from RefSeq and is a predicted model, not a curated record. The coding region runs from base 1 to 669 and encodes 222 amino acids. The transcript has a single exon.
AUGGAAAUGAGAGGUCUUAAGAUUGAAAAGGCCGGAACGGGCGUCACGUGUAAGUGCAGUCUAUGCAAGAAGGUAGAGUUCUUAAAGAGCUCCCAAAACCGAGUGAAGACCACCGCCUUAUGCGUACUCAUAUUGAAGUCAUUGAAGGAGCUUAAGCCCGAGAAGGAGUUCUACUCCAUGAAACAAGACAUCUAUGACUUUGUCUCAGAACAUUGGAACUGCGUGUCGUCGUUCUCUAUCUUCAAGAGACAGAACUAUAAGAAACUCUUGUUAGAUACUUUUAAUCACUGUUCUUGUAUUGAGACUGGGAGAAAUUAUGGAUUAAGGGCUAGCUUUAGACUCAAAGAGAAAAAAAUCAAUGAAAGUGUUGCUGGGGCGUCGUCGGAGUGCGAGAAGAAUAGUUUGGUGGAGGUUAUGAAGGAAGUUAAAACAGAGGUUGUUCAAUGUCAAACGCCUACUGUAGACUUGGGUAACUUUGUCCAAGAAUAUUCAAAAGCACUUUUGGAUGUCCAGGGAAUCCUUUAUAAUGACGUGGCUUUGUUGAAAAAGUAUAACAUUGCUUUGGCUGGGAAGGCAAACGCGAAUUGGACUGGGCAAUAUACUGUUAUGUCUCAACAGGCAGCGCUUUUUGGUGGUUUUGCGAGGGACGUCUUUUCGUCGCUCAAUUAA